Messenger RNA from Amoebophrya sp. A25, 2967 nucleotides. NCBI's taxonomy places the organism in Eukaryota, Dinophyceae, Syndiniales, Amoebophryaceae. The record is from the annotation of a GenBank genome assembly.
CACGGUGUGACCAAGUACAAGGUGUGACUAAGUGGAAUGCUAGUCGUUAAGUCGAAUGAAAUCACAAAUAUUUAGGAUCGAGAUCCAUCUUAAGUCGAAUGAAUACCGCCCGAUCUGUCAUGCGUUCCUCUGCAGCGCAUAAAGCGGCUCUGCGGUCUCGUAGGAGGGGCUCUGCGGUUUAUCUCCUUAUGCAUUUUGAUUGGCGACUUCUCCGUAUCAUUCACGAAGAGAAGCUCCCCAACAAAUGUACUACAUCCGCGCAGGUAACGUACGAUGAGACAUUCGACGAAGCAAAGCAGAAAUCUAAAGCCAUGAACGUGACUGGAGGCACUGGAGUAGAUAGGGGCCCGAUGGGGGGCAAGAAGGGAUUUGGAGGCGGUUUUAAGGGAAAGGACGGUGGAUUUAAAGGUAGAAUAACUAGGUAUAGUCAAGCAGCUCAGGGUGUUCCUUCGACUUUACUUGUAUACCAAUGCCUUGAGAGCGGGUGCUAGGACGAACAGCAUCAUUUUCAUUAGGGAUAAGUACACAUGUUGACAUGUGUGCUUUUUCCUGUAAAUCAAUCAAUCAAUCAAUCAAUGUAGUAUGUUCAUCCAAGUGACUUCACCAACUUUCAGGUGGAAAGAAAGGCGGCUUCGGCAAGGGCUUUGGUAAGGGUUUCAAGGAUGGCGGCAAAGGCGGAUCAUUUGACAAGGGAUUUCACGACAAAGGCGGCCACUUCUACGACAAGGGCGGCUUCGAUAAGGGUUUCAACGAUAGAGGAUUCGAUAAGGGCGGCUUCCAUGAUAAAGGCGGCUUCGAUAAGGGUUUCAACGACCGAGGCGGCUUCCACGACAAGGGCGGAUUCAAUUAAGACUUGGAAGUUCUUGUAUCAAAAAUAUUUGUGAUUUUUACAGUCUUGUCUUAUCAAGUAUUUUUUUCCAAGCAGCUUACUCAGCUUAGCUGUGUACAGUUAUUAUUUUUUUCCAAGCAGCUUACUCAGGUUAGCUGUGUACAGGCAACAAAUCUGCAUCUAAACCAAUCAGUCAGUCAAGAAGGAAAAAAGGGAGAGAAGAAGAAAGAGGACUAGCACCAUAACAAUUAGCAAUACCUCUUGUCAGGCACAUCAAUCAAUCAGUCAGUCAAGAAUGGGCACCAUCAGUUUCCUGUCAAUGACUACGUUUACUAGUCAAGAAUGGGCAUCAUCAGUUUCCUGUCAAUGACUACGUUUACUGAGAAGAUUCCAACUACAAGGACUACUCGCACCAUGACCCUCGCACUAUAUCGACUUGCUCUAAUUUGCUGACAUGAAAGCAGGUGGUUUCCGAGAGCAGAACGGCGGUGGCUACAUGAACAAGGGAUGUGGCAUGGACAUGGGAUAUGGCAAGGGAUUCGAUAUGGGAGGAGGCUUUGGACCACAGUUCUAAGUGUUAUAAGUUCGUAGUGCUAACACUAUAAAUACCAAUAUGAAAAUGAACGAAGAACUACGUGCACGUCGUAGUUCGAGAAAAGGUUGAAGGAUAGAAAACUACACACGGAGGAAGAAGGAGCUAUAUGUAAAGUCUUCAACAAAAAGGGGGCGCUUUAUUACUACAGGCGCUUUGAUUAUUUUACGACGUUAAUCAUGUAAAAAAGGAUGAUUCCUGUACGCUUUGAUUUUACCUUUGCAUCAAGACUGAUUGUGAUUCGAUUUUUUAUGGCUUUUAAGCACUCACGCUGAUGACCUAACACUAGGGCCGCGAAUGUGUAGGACCAAUGAUUACUUUGUUUACUCGCAAUGAUCACUUUCUGAUCACUCUAGACCUCAAUUUCUAUGCUGGACACAACUAUGGCAGGCUGUUGUAAGGACCAUCACUUGUUGCAAGGACUACCACCAUUGCGCUUCCAUUCGCCUACGAGGAGCUGCAAGUAGGGUGGCUUGCAUCUACAUGUAUUUAAGGACUGGCAUUUGACACGGACGAUUCGUCAUCAUCUACAUGUGCGAGGACUGUCAUGUACCUUGCAGGACAAACACCUAUACAGCUUUUCCAAUGUGUCUCCACUCUUAGAAGAUAUUAGCCUUGCUCCUCUUGCCACUUUUAAGAUAUUAGCCCUGUGUGUAGAUGAUGGUGCACUGUACUAAGCACUGUACCAAAUAUAUCAAGUCUACUUAAAAAUUGUGGUGCUCCACUUCAAAUAGAGAGUGCUUGCAUAAUUCAAAGAGAACGACGCUGUUCGUUACUAUUUUGUCUUGCCAGUGGUAGAGAACGACCACCAAAGACGUAUGGACGAUGAAGAACGAGACUACUGGCGGCAGUUGACGUUGAGUCGAUUUCUAGAGUCACUUUAUGAAGGCUACUAGUUAUAGUACUAGGGUUCGGACGACAAGUGACUAAGCGCGGUGAGUGUCAUUCGCAAAAGUACGAAGCUCCAAAAAACUCUACAUAGAGCGUUACUUCUCGAAGAAAUAAGUCGGCUCCAAAGAUACGACGCUUUAGAAAACUGGAGGUUCAUUCACAAUAUCUCAGUCUAGAUGAUGAAAGCGACUGGCUUUACUUGCUGGAGUCAAAGUCUGUGUCUACUCCGGGAGGACUGCUCGUGACGCUACUUAUUAGUAGACAUCUCGAGUCCGCUGCUAGCUCUAUCAACCACAAUAUCGAGUCAGAAAAACCGACUUCGAUUUUGUGGUCGAUCACUGGUGGGUAUCUCAUCUCAUGAUCACGGAACACAUUACAGUGGCUCAUUAGGCCAAGAAGGGGGUCGGAUUUCGUUAGUUCUCAUUAAGCGAAGGGGGUCGAAAGGUACUGUGUCUUUCAUGGUGGUGGAGGCCAACUACUUCGGUGGCAAUAUUACAUAGUCCUACAUGACGCUAGAUGUACCAAAAGUAGGAUUUCGGGAGAAGCAGGUGAUGAGAAGUAACAUGUUUUGGCAUGUUGUGGAAAUCUGAAAUCUGAAAUUGCAUGAUCAAUUGCGAUGAUAUACAAGAUGUUGUAAUGAAAGGGUGGCGUGAAC